UCUUACAUAUCACGAAAUAUUUACCUAACUUUGGCAAACUGAUUGUCAAAAUUUGCUCAUACGACUCAGGACUAGAAGUGCUGCAUAGGAGAUAAAACAUUUAUCAAAUUUGAAAAGGAAACUACUUCAUAUUUUUUUUGUUGAAGAAUGGCUUUGACAGCUUUUAAAACACCAGCAUUGCUUCUUCUUUUUCUGAGUUUUAUAUUUUUACUUACUACUACUGCAUCCAGCAAUUGGAGAAUAUCAAGUAUAGUCAAUGCUACAAAUUGGAAGUAUGAAGGUCUGUGGAUGAAUUGUGAAGCUACUUCAUUGGGUUUAAUUCAGUGCAAUACAUUGUAUGUCCCGUUAAGUUCAGACACUUUUUUUCAAGUAUGUCGAGCUCUGAUGAUUAUAUCCCUGGUAUUGGGGAUAUGUGGAAUUCUGCUGGCGUUACUCAGUUUGAAAUGCCCUCAGCUUGGUUUCAGUGAUGAAAAAACAAAAAUAAAAAUUUCCAUGAUGAGUGGAAUAGUAUUUGCUUUGGCAGGUCUCUCAUCAAUGGUUGCUCUUUCGUGGUAUGCAGUAUGUAUCAUAACUGAGUUUUUUGAUCCUUUGUAUGCUGGAACAAGAUAUGAAAUGGGACACGCACUGUAUCUAGGUUGGACUGGUUCCCUUCUUUCAAUAAUUGGUGGGAUCCUGUUCACAUGUUCAUCCCGCAAAUGAAAUCAAAGGUAUUUAAGUAAUCUCAGAACAACAGAGCAUCAGGCAAGAGACGAUGGAGAAGACUGCUAAUACUCGGAUGAGGAAAAACAAGUGGGGGCAACUAACCCCUGAAUAUAAAUAUAGACUCACACUGCUUGAGAACACCAAAAAUUCCCCCAUGAAGUUCCCCAAUGCUGUGCUAAGAAGAGGCAAUCUUUUAGAUGGUCAGACUUAAUAUUUCAUUUGAAAGUUUGGAGCCAUUUUUUUCUUCUCUUCUGGAGAUUCAGGCUAUUUCACAUAUCACAAAUCAACACACUGGUACAGUGUAUUCUUCGUAUCCUUCCCUUUCUCCACAGCUAAAAGAUUUUAGUUUUAAACAAAAUUGGAAAAAACUGAUAAACUGAAUAGGAAGGCGUUGGCCUUCACAAGCACACUUACUUACUUACUUACUUACUUACUUACUUACUUACUUACUUACUUUCUUAUUUACUUAGCUUGUGGCAUAACAUAUAUGAACUAGCAAUAUAUGUUAAUAUUUUACCUAGAUUAGUAAAAAACAAUAACAUGUAAAUGUGUACAUAAAAGAUCUAAGUUCAAAUACCAAUCACACUGAUUCCCAAGAAUACCUUUAGAUUCCACAUAAGCUCCAUAAAUAUUCUCAGAAAAUAAAAAUAGCGACUCAGCCCAGUGCUUUUGUCAUUUCUAAAUUCCUUCUUCAGCCCUCCCUCCCAAUAUAAUAAUAUAAGAACAUUACAGAACUAGACAGAGGCUGAGAGUAGCCACAGCACUUCACCUUUAAAUAAACUGUUUUGCUCUGUUUGGCAUUUUGUGAAGGGGCAUGCCACAUCACUUUUCUUUUUGAUACUGUCAGGGUACCUAUUUUCCCAUGAGCCAAAAAAGAUUUUAAUUGUCUGGUUAAUACUAGUCUUGAAAACUUUGUAAACUAAAAUUCUUUUACAUCUUUCAUCACCAAAAUAUAAGCUGCUUAGACCCAAAACCUAAUUACUAAUUACUGUAUACUGUAUAUGUGUCAGAUUAUAUAUUUAGUUUUAUGUAUGUAGAUUUUUUCUGUUAGUCAUCUUGAAUGAUGACUGAUGGAAAGGUAGGGAAGCCAACUACAUUAUAUUUGCAUUUUAAACUUUAAAACAGCUUAGUUUUACUCAGCUACAUCUAUUUCAUUAAACUAUUUGCACAGAAUAUAUGAUUUUUAGUUUCACAUUUGUUUACAGCUUAACAAUAUAUAGUGUCUAUGGAUUUGAUAUUAUCUAGCUCAAUUAUAAUAAACAAAGAGUGGGAAAUGUAAUAUAUUUAUCUCUAUUUUUAAUUACAGAUAACAUGGAUAUCGUCAUGCAAAAUUAUGUGUAACAUUUUAUUUAAAACAUAUUUACAUUUGCUAAACC
Messenger RNA from Thamnophis elegans (Western terrestrial garter snake), 2078 nucleotides. RefSeq names its product claudin-15-like. Bases 148 to 699 code for a protein of 183 amino acids. The record is from RefSeq and is a predicted model, not a curated record. Gene Ontology annotation, biological process: cell adhesion; bicellular tight junction assembly. The transcript has 6 exons. Gene Ontology annotation, molecular function: structural molecule activity. NCBI's taxonomy places the organism in Eukaryota, Metazoa, Chordata, Lepidosauria, Squamata, Natricidae. Gene Ontology annotation, cellular component: plasma membrane; bicellular tight junction.